This is a messenger RNA of Saccharomyces mikatae IFO 1815, 876 nucleotides long. RefSeq lists its product as uncharacterized. The record is from RefSeq and is a predicted model, not a curated record. The transcript has a single exon. Lineage: Eukaryota; Fungi; Ascomycota; Saccharomycetes; Saccharomycetales; Saccharomycetaceae. The coding region runs from base 1 to 876 and encodes 291 amino acids.
AUGCAUAUGCAGCUUAGGAAGAGAAAAAGGGUUGACUAUACGGGGAGAAAUUUAACGUCUGAUUCUCCGGCAAUCACAACUGUACCAUCUAUUGUCGUCCCCAAAAAACGUAAACUUACCACAACGAACAUAAUUGCCUCGACUGUUUCAAGCACUGCUCCGACAAUGAGCACCUCUAAUAUAAUAAUACCGAAACCUUUGCAACGCCCCAAAUUUCAUAAUACCAUGAACUCAUCUCCACCUGAUGAAGACUUUGAAAAGAUCCCGGUUUUGGAAGUUCAGAAAAAUUUAUUGGAUUUGAUCAAAAGACAGGAAAGUUUAUUCUAUAAGAACAUUGAUAAACCGACUCUCGUUGGACUGAAGAACUUCGAAAUGUUGAGGUUGCCCAAUGACUUACAACUCCUACAAAAUAUUGUAAGCUUAUUGCACUUAUUCGAGCAACUAAACCAUGAUUCGAAAGGAAAAUCAGCUAGUGCUGGCAGAGCUAAGACCUUCUCUCAAAGCCACUUGAAUAAGUUAAAAAAACUAUAUGCUGAGAAAAAGAAUUUGCUUAGUCAUCCCAACCAUAACGGUAACACCCGUAAUGACAUCGUCAUCCAUGAGAUAGCGACCCUACACUCUAUAAACCUGAUAGACUUGCUAAACCUGGAAAUGUACAACAGCACAUGUCACACUAAUAACGUAACGUUGCAAACUACAGCACACUCAAUGACGGUUAACAGUAUUAUUAAAAAACUUGACAAACCAAUACUAAAAGAGAGGAAUAAUACUUUAAUAUGGCCUCACAAACAUAGAUAUAAGGCAAAGAAAAACCAGCAUGCGCAAAGCGAAUCGUUAGCUAAUAAUUCCAAUAUUACUCUUUAUAACGAUAUAUAG